ACGGAGCGGGAUUGGGGGGAGCGCCUGUACGUGCGCGCGUGUGCGCGCAAGAGCGAGCGAGCCGGGAGGAUGAGAGAGGAGAGAUGGAGAGAGAGAGAGGGAGAGACUGUGUAGAGGAGAGAUGAACUGAGGCGCUCGCUCGGGUCUACUCCGCUCCUCCUCGUCACCCUCAUUGCCCACCCCAUCUCGUUGCUGCACCGAGGCGGUGUGGGGAGAGACGCGAGAAACAUCGCCCGCUCUGCACUGGACGGUCGUGAUAGGAGCGUGUGGUGUUGGUAGGGGCUGCGGGUGCCUUGUGAACCAACGCACGGCUCUCAGCUCAUCCCCUCCCCAUGCCUGGUCAGCAGCAUCAUCAGCAGCAUCAUCAGCAGCGUCGUGGUGGUGGUGGCGACGGGCAGAGCGCGCGAGGCAAGGGAGGCGCUCGGGGGUCUCGCGGCAUCGCGAGCGUCGUGGCCAAGCCGGACUCGGGAGCAGCGGCGGCACGGGGAGAGGAGGCGGGGGAGAGGGGGGAGAGUGAGCGAGAGAGUGGCGAGAGAGGGAGGGAGUGGAGAGAGGGAGCGGGUGGUGCCAGACGAGAUGUAAUCGUUGGAGGCGGAGGAGGAGAGGGACGAGAGAGCGUGGUGGUGGUGGUGGUGGUGCCGAUUCGUGUCGCGCACAGGCGGGCCAUGUGAGAAGUCGCUCCCCUCCACUCCGAGGGCCCCUGGCGCUGCUCGCGGCCCCCGCGUCUGCAUGGAGGGGACAGCCGGGGUCCUGGGGUCAGCGAGGGAGUCCCGCGCCCCCCACGGGACCCUCCGGUGGACGGGGUGGAGGCUGCCACCCCUGCCCCCCCUCAUCCCCCUGAUCCUCAUCCCGGUCAUCUCUGCCGCAGCCACACUGAGCCAAUCCGAGAGGUGGCCCCUGGCGACAUCGCUGCCGUGGGGAGACGUGGACACGUGGAACAGCACGACCUCUGACCUUCAGCUUCUUGACCUCCUACACCAAACUCAACCCCAGCUCUGGGGGUCACCCAACAGCUUGGGGGAUGAAGAUGUUUUUGAGUGGGGUCCAACCAUGACGAUGUCACCAUCACUUUCAUCAUCAUCAUCAUCACUUGUAGCAGCAGCAGAAGAUGCAGCAGUAAUAUCAGAAGCAGCAGGAACAUUGACAUUAUCAUUAUCAGCAACAUUAUCAUCAGCAGCAGUGGUGACAGCACCAUCAGCAGAAGUGUUAACAUCGUCAUUACCAUCAUUGUCAUCAUGGACUCUGCUUCCAUCAUCGUCACCAUUGCGGCUCGAGGGGGGUGCGACGCGCGUGGUGACUGAAUCACAGGAUCUCCCGUCAUCUUCUCUUGUCUUCUCACCUCCUCAUCACUCCUCACCACCUCCUCCAGAAGAGACCACGGCUGGCUCAGCUGCGUCCAGAGACAUCGCGCCGUCCUUAACUCCCCUCGUCGCCUUCACCGCGUCCCGCUCGUCGGCUCUCUCCUCCCACCCCGAGCUCCCCACCUCCUCGUCGCCGCCACGUGGGUCCCCGUCCCUCGCGCUUCUCGUUUCCGAUUUCCACGAGUCGGAAUCUUUUACGGAAGAGACUCCGUCUUCGCACCGCACGUCCUCGGAUCUCUUCCCUUUGGCGGCAUCAGAAGGAGGAGGAGCUCUUUCCGGGUCCUCCGAGCUCCGCUCUUCGCUUGCGAUCGCAGCAGAUCUCGCAGCUCCACGGCGGAACUCGGAGCCCGCCAUCUCUUCUCUGGCGGAGUCGAGCGCUGCGCUGUUGGGAACGGAUCUCGCGGAGAGAGUGGCGACGGGACGCGGCCUGAUCCCCGCGAGCUCCUUCGCCGCCCCCGCCCAACCGUCGCCUGCGUCCACUAUCGGGCGAACACCGCGCGAGGGCAUCCCUGCAUCGUCUUUAGCAUCAUUGUCGUCGUCAUCAUUGCCUCACCCGAGCAGAGACAUCCUCCCCACGUCCGCCGAUAUCUCGACAUCGCAAGGUCCCCUGCGUUCAUCCCGGCCGCCUCUCCUCUCCUCGAUGCCUGGGGACUCCGAACUCUUCUCCUCCACUGCCUCCUCGUCCUCGCCAUCAUCCCCGCCCGAGCUGUCUCCCUCGGUGGAGAUUGCAGCCCAAGUCUCUGGGACUCCUCUCUCGGUGACGCGGACUCCGGCGCUUCCUGCAAAUGCAGGGGCGGCGGUGAGCGGCUCCGUGGGGAGCGACGCUGACCUCCUGGCGUCACGGCGAUCCCCGUCGCUCGCGACCGGCAUGGAAGCCACCGCAUUCGUCUCGUCCUCCGCUCCAUCCAUGUCGUUCGCGAGCGCCAUCGGUUCCUCCGGCCGAGGCCCCCGGGGUACGGUGACCACGCAACCCAUGAGCUCGGCCGCGCGGAUCGAGGCGCCGCCGCUCUCAUCUCAAGCACCGUCACCCGUGGCGGAGGAGAGCGCCGCUCUGAGCCCAGUGCCAAAGUCGACGCGGGUGACGACAACGUCGUCGAUGGUGAUGAUGACGACGACCACGAUGAUGAUGAUGUUGACGGGGGCGGCUUCGUCGUCGGUCGGGGCGACCCCUUCUCCCGUCCUCUCAGAGCCGAGCGAUUCUUCUCAGCUGCCAGAUAUUUUCGGAGAGAUUGAUGGCAGCGGCCUCGCGUCAUCGCUUACCUCCUCCUCAUCUUUCUCCUCCUCGUUCUUCUUUUUAUCAUCUUUGCCAUCUCCAUCGUCGCUGUCACCAUCACCAUCAUCGUCGAUCCUCCUUCAGCAGGACCUGCCGUUUGCCUCGCCGCCGCCGCUCACCUCGCCCGUCGCGUCCACGUCGAUCAUCGUCAACCGAGGACCACCUCUAUCGUCCAUCUCCACCUCCUCCUCCACAUCUUCGUUCUUCUCAUCAUCGUCAUCAACAUCUUCGUCGUUGCUGCCAUCGUCUGGCCUCGUCGCCUCCAGCUCCUCUGUGCCUUUCCCCACGCCCCGGGCCUCCGUGACCACAGCUCUACCGGCCACAGAGGCCUCCUCCCUCCCAGCCAGGGGCACCGCGGCCUCCGCUACGAUUGGACCCACGGCCUCGUCGCCGCCACCACCACUGCCGUCAACAAUGACGCCGACCUUGACAUUCGCCCCCGCGAUGACCACCGCAGAGUUCGUGACCUCAGGGCCAUUGGGGCCCACGGUGCCCACAACCACCCUGAUACCCACCCCAACCUCAAUGAUGUCAUUGGUGCCAGCGACCAACCUGAUACCCACCCCCACACCAAUGAUGUCAUCGGUGCCCGGGACCACUCUAAUACCCACCCCGACACCAAUGAUGUCAUCGGUGUCCGCGACCACCCCGACACCCACCUCGACCUCAAUGAUGUCAUCGGUGCCCGUGACCAACCUGAUACCCACCCCCACACCAAUGAUGUCAUCGGUGCCCGGGACCACCCUGAUACCCACCCCGACACUAAUGAUGUCAUCGGUGCCCGCGACCACCCCGACACCCACCUCGCCCUCAAUGAUGUCAUCGGUGCCCGGAACCACCCUGAUACCCACCCCGACACUAAUGAUGUCAUCGGUGUCCGCGACCACCCUGACACCCACCUCGACUUCAAUGAUGUCAUCGGUGUCCGCGACUACCCUGAUACCCACCCCGACACCAAUGAUGUCAUCGGUGUCCGCGACCACCCUGACACCCACCUCGACUUCAAUGAUGUCAUCGGUGUCCGCGACCACCCUGAUACCCACCCCGACACCAAUGAUGUCAUCGGUGUCCGCGACCUCCCUGAUACCCACCCCGACACCAAUGAUGUCAUCGGUGUCCGCGACCACCCUGAUACCCACCCCGACACCAAUGAUGUCAUCGGUGUCCGCGACCUCCCUGACACCCACCCCGAUGCCAACGGCACCAGCGGUGCCCACGUCCACCCUGACCCCAACGGUGCCCACGGACCCUCCAGGAACCCUGAACUGCAACGUGACGGAAGCGCUGUGGGUUACCACGGGGGUCACGGUGUCUGCCGGUACGGACCCCUUGAGCCGCGGGUUUCGGGAUGGGGUGGCGGACGGGCUGGCGAGGGCUGUGCGGGGGGCUCUGGGUGAGGGGGGUGCGGUGGUGCAGGUGGAAGCCAUCCUCAAGGCCUCCUCCCGCGGUGCCGACGUGUGGGACGUGUCCUACGUCACGGUCGUGGGGAGCCAGGCGCUCACGGCGUGGGCCGUGUCGGGCUCGCUGGCUCGCUACGGCUCCAUGCGCGUCGCCUGGGAGCUCAAGAGCCACGGGGUCACGGGGGUGACGGACCCCCCCGGCUACCCGCACCUGUCCUACCCGACGCUCUUUCAGGUCACGACAGCGCUGGCGUUGGUGAAAGACGACAUCCGCUUUUGCGGCUUCGUCCAGGCGCUGGAGGUCCGUCUGGCGAGGGCCUUCGCCGCCGCUUGGGCCCUCCGCGACCCGGCCCCCUCCCCCUCGACUCCCACUCCCACCCUCGCCCCGGGGAUCGUCACGGCACAGGUGCUGAGCGCGGAGCGCGUGCCCCCCCUCUCGCUGGACGUGACGCUCACGUACGUGGUGGCGGUGGCGGGGCGGGAGGGCGCUCCCCUCAACGGAUCGGAGGCGGCGGAGGUGAUCCGUCUCCUCCCGGCGGCGCUGCUGGGAUUCUACCUGGGAUACCCGCCAACCACCCUUGCUGAGCCCGUCGAGUACCCCAUCCUGGACACGUCUGCCAGGACCCGGCAGCUCUGGGUACUGACAGUGCUGCUGGACGUGACGGACGCGACGCUGCGCGACGCGCGAGGCUUCGCGGCCGACAUGGAGCGCCGCCUCGCAUCGCUCUACGCCCGGGCGGAGCGCGACGCGGCGCCGUCGUCACGGAGGACGCGGCGUGCCGCCACCAACGGGCGGUUCACCGUACAGGUGGUGAACGCCAGCCGGGGCGCGGGCGGCGGCGAGCGCGCCGACGUGGUGCACUACGCGCGGCUCGACGGGCGCGACCUCCCCGCCCUGGACGCCGUGGCGCUGCUGGCGUCCGUGAGCCAGCAGACGGCGGCGCUGGCGCUGGGCCGCCGCGUCCUCUCGCUCGCCACGCCGGUGAUGCAGGUGAUGUCCCCGAGCCAAGCGCCCGUGGGGGGCGCGGGAAACCUGUGGAUCAUCGCGGCCGUGGUGGUGCCCGCGGCGCUGGCGCUGGCGCUCUCCUCGGUGCUCUACUGGAAGCUGUGCCGCUCCAACCGCAUGGACUUCAAGGCCGACACCAUGAGCCGCAUCCACAGGGCAAAGAGCGUGCAGGGCUUCGACUACGCCAAGAAGACCAUCGGCUCGGACCUGCGCAUAGACCAGGAGGUCGCGACCCCCGUGAAGGUCAUGGCCGGGGUGUCACGCUCGCCCUCGGUCGCCAAGGAGACGCCCUCGUCGCGCAGCCACACGCCCCAGCGGAACAAGCUGCGUGGCAAGAACGGCCGGACGGAGCCAUCCGACACGGAGUCGGAGCUGAGCGCCGGGCGGGGAGACACCAGGGUUUCUCCGGGGUCCCACGAGACGCCGCUGAGGAACGGACGCCUCGGCUCGGAGUGGAGCGUGAGGUCAUCCUCUAUGCUGGACGACUCAGGGAGAGCAGGAGGAGGGGUGACGUGGCCGGCCCGUGGCAGCAGCCGGGACACGUCGCGCUCACGCUCGCGCUCCCGCUCGCAUUCGCGUGCUCGCACUCACGCGCAGAGACAGCCCCCUAUCCAGCUCAUCUCGCUCCGGCCUCUCCCGGAUACGCGGGAGCCAGGCCGCCCGCCGCUCUCCCCGCGCUCUCCUCCCCCACUCUCUCCGCGCUCUCCUCCCCCACGUUCCCCACGCUCUCCUCUCUCGCACUCCCCACGCUCUCCCCAGCAGACUCCGCCGAUAACCCCGACCGCCCGGGACGCCCAGGAAAUGGAGCUGGCGACGCGGGCGCCUGACUCGACUCUGGAGCAGCAGCAGCAGCAGCAGAAGAGGAAAAAAAAGAGGAGGAGAGAGAAGGCCCAGGGGCAGGCGAGCGCCGGCGACGGCUCGGCCCGGAGGAGGUCGGCGCGGGACGACUCGGCCCGGCGAGCGCAGAGGGAGAUCGACCGCGUGCUCGACCCCGCCUCGCUGCUCCCCGACGUCUUCGUGGAGCCCAGAGGCGCGAGAGCUCGUGGCUCCCGCAGGAGGAAGCGCGCCGGGGCGGAGUGCAGCGACACCGACCAGGAGCAGCUGCUGCCCUCUGACAACGAUGGCUCGAGCCGGCCGCUCACCAACGCCGCCUACGCGUCCGAGGCAGACACAGCGUCGUCCGAGAAUGCCGUGACGGCCCCCGCGACCGCCGGCUCGCCCUCCGACCCCUCGAGCAGCGAGGCCGUAAGUCCCCGGGCCGCGGGGACACCCGGCUCCCAGGGGCCGCCGUCGCAGGGCCCGUCCCCGCUGGGGACCCCGUCCCCGCUGGGGACCCCGGUCCCGCCGGCGACUCCGGCGCAGUCUCCGGUCGCCCCCCAGCAGCCGUCGAUCGAGGAGGCGCGCAGGCGCAUGCACUCGCUCCUGGACGACGCAUUCGCGCUCGUGUCGGCCGCGACCACGGGCGGGGGUCUUCGGCGGCCCCCCACGACCAUGCCUGCCCCCUCCCUACUGCUCCCCCGGCUUCCGCCCCCGCCGCAGACUCCGCCACCCGCCUCCCCGCGAGGAGGUCACUUUGAUCAUCAGCAGCAGCAUCAGCAGCAUCAGCAGCAUCAGCACAAUCAGAGUCGUCACGGUCAGCAGUCGGUGGAUAACUACCAACAGCAUCAUCGUCACGGAGCCGGCACGGCGCUGCCGGCCUUCGCAGCUCAUGACGGCGGUCCCGGGACAUUGUGGGUCGUGCAAGAUGGGGCAGCACCUCCUGCCAGCAACGGGGGCAGCGGAAGCGCGUUGUGGGCCUCUCAUCCGAAGCCAUCCGGGAGGACCCAUCAAGACUACAGUUCACAUGACCUUCAGCAACACUACAGGCACCCACACCAGCAUCAACACCAUCAUCAUCAUCAGCAGCAGCACCAGCAGCAGCACAUUCUGCCCGGGCUGCAGGCUUCACUGCCGGCCUACUCAUCGCAGCCUCCUCUCUCGGCUGCUCAGGCGGGGCCUCACCACCAGGCUGGCGCUGUAGGCUACUUCCAGGCCUCGGCCUACCCCCGGGAGUUCACGCGGAGUGCCCGGGGAGUGAUGGCGCUCGACCCCGGGGUGGCUGCUACCACCACGCGCCACCACACCUCGCACGGCGCGCUGGAGGUGAAGGAGCUUCCCGGGACCUACCCGACCCCGUCGCCCGGUGUGGGUCGCCGUGGCGACGUCGUGUGGUUGCCGUACCACCAGGACGGGGCCACCGCACUCUACCCUGCGCACCCGCACCAGCCGGGCUUCGCGGACGGAGGGUACCACCGACCGCCACCCCCUCCGCCGGCCUCUCAGCCGGGCGAGGCCCUGCUCCACGCAGGCCCAGGGCCUGCUUCCUUGCUGGCCUCGCGGGCGAUGGAAGGCCGCCGAGUGGGGCACGCGGGCCACCCACCCGGGCCGCCGCCGCCACUGCCGCUACCGUCGCAGCCGACGGCGUCGCUGAUCCGGUCGAUCCGCGAGGAGCUGGCGAGGCUGUCGGGCAGACACACGGACGUCCGUGAAUUUAGGGCAUCGUCAUGAAACGUGGAGCCCCGAGGAGGUUGUGCUCGGUGAUCGCCGAGCGAGCGAGACAAACGGCCGAGCGUGGCCGUCGGGGUUUUUCCGUGCAGACGUUUAAACAAUCGCUUUGGUUUUAGCCAGGGUGGGCGGAACUUUUGGUUUUUAUCGUGAGAUAUGAACCCGACGUGGGCGAGGAGGAGGACGAGGUGAGGUGGAGCGCCCCACCUCCUCCACCCGCUCCGCUCUCUCCGCAGAGCCGGAGGGCCGGACGUCGCGAAGCUCCCAAAGGGCUUCUUCUGCCGCCGCCGCCCAUGGACGCGUAUGACGGAUGCACACUGACGUUACCUUUAAUCGCAUUUCAAUAAUCUUCGUAACAACAACGAUCAUGAUAACAACAACAACAACAACGAUGUGUGCAGGUGUGUACAUAUUAACACAAAGAUAUCGCUAUGGGAGAAUUGGCUACUCUGGACAGAAUUCACUGAGCGACGUUGCACACAGGUGGGUCGAGUUCACCUGUCGCUGGCUCCUCCGCCAGUUCCUCUCCGUCAAAAACGUUUCGUGUUUAGGGCACGGAGCCCCCCCCCCCCCCGCGCCCCUUAACGCGCUCUGAACCUGCCCACCCGAGUUCGACUCCUGGCCACGGCUAACAUCAGUGGCGAGUGAUGUCUGAACCGGUCCUGGACCUCCUUCCCCCCUUCACCAACGCGUGCGGAGCGGCGUGGCGCAGUCCGGUGGGCACAUCUCUCACCUCGCGGUGGACUGACAAAGGGCUGUAAAUAAUUAUUGUUGUUCUUCACAUUUGCAGUGCGGUACAACUUGCGCUGUACAAAGCAUCGAAACACAACCGCACCGUGAAGACGUCUCUCACGAAUUCGUUUUGGGUCCGAGUGCCACUGAGCCUUAAUUAUGUUUCGCGCAAAACGUAUGCAAAACGUACGCGUGUGCAUGCGUGUGAGCACGCGCGCGAGCGUGCACAGCGUAUCUUUAACACGCGGGAUGCGUGGGACUCGGUUAGCGCUGUGAGACGGCGGACGACGCCACGGGAUCGAGCGUGCCUCCGCCACCGAGGCCGUGCGGGAGCGGCGGCGGCGAUUGCGCGCCCCGCGUGAGCGUGCACUACCGCGAGGCUCAAGCCGCGAAUUAAUUCAUUAUGCAAACGGCUCGUUAAGGCGGGGAGGCAAACGACUGCGGGGCUCCUGCACUGCAGGAGGCAAAUAUGCAUUCCCCCCCCCACUCCGCGCGUUAACGAAGGACGCGUCCCCACCCAUAAACAACAAAGACAAAGAUCCCCCGUAGAGCCUGGACAGACUCGUGGGGCAAGUGCCAUUAGCGGGCAGCGCCUAUGAAGGCGGGCACUUCACACGAGGGGGUGGGUGGCCAACACCACGCCCGGCCGCCUUUGUCUCCCCAGUGGUGAUGUUUAUACGCACCGCACCAGAUACUCAUUUGAUGCUGAGUUUACCUAGGGGAGGCCCAUGACCGGUUCAGAUAAUCGUCACCGGUGUUGGUCGUGAACAGGAAUCGAACUCGAGUCGCCAGGUUUGUAGCGAAGCGCUCUAACUGCUACACUACCACCACUCCACAUCCAUAAACAAUGCACACACACGGGGAGACCUCCUCACCCUGGAGACACACACCCAGGCUCUCAAGCACGACCGCUUUUCCACUGCACUAGUGAGUCGCGCCAGGACCGUACUGAGCCAGCCCGGGACAGGUACGGCUCGGCUUGGGCCAGAUUAAAUUUUUCAACUGCAGAAGUCGAGCCGUGCCAUCGGUGUAGUGUCCAAUGAAGGCAUCACAUCGUUAGCCCGCGCCCCUGGCCUUGCUUGGCCGUGAGCCACAUUCAGAUAUUUCUUUCGAGGCCAGAGGGCGUUUUGUUUCGGUUCGAAACUGCAAACAGCCCCAGUGGAAGACCACCCCUAGUACCGUUGACUCGGCUCAGAUGUGCCAGUGGAAAAGUUGUGCGUUUUGGUUGAAAAGAGGAUUUACCUCUGAGUGGACCUGUGUAGGAAACGGAGCUGAGAAGAGUUUGGGGUGUGUUGUUAUGGGAUUUUUUUGAUCACUUAAACGCAUAAUAAUGUACAUACCCUGAUGUAGAAAACAAAACAAUGACGCGUGAACCAGAAGGUGCUUAGCAGUGACGGCAUCGGUAGCAACCCUGUGCAUGGAAUCAGGUAAACCAAUGGACGUUUCACAACGUACAACGCGACGUUGAGUACUCGCGCCACGGUAUAUUUUUGUAGGCCACAGUCGGUCGAGGCUGCCGUAUCUCCCAGAUACUGAAGGCCGUGCAGUGAAGGCCUGUGUCUCGGCACGGCCACCGCUCCUCGGCCCGUGCCACCAUCCCGUCGCUCGGUCUCCGCACAAGCCCAGGCAUCUCACGAUCGGUAGGUCGCGUCAAUUGGCCGAGUCCCAGUUGUACACAUUUUAAACGUAUCAGUUUGAUGGCAUUGGAGCGAAUGAAAGAGGCCACUUUAAUCGAUCUCGGAUUAUUCGUCGCGUGCCAUGGACGUCUCAAGUGCACAAUUGAAAUACAUUUUUGGGAAAAAUAAAAUACACCACACGGGUUAUGGUUUGAACGAUUUCAGAAGUUAAAUAAUUUUACAUGAACGUUUUUUGGCAAAUUGUAGGCACUAACCUGGUAUCCAUUGCUCGGUGCAAAGAGGGCUGUGUUCUUGUGUUCAUCUCGGCAUUGUUCUGUUUGUUGCCUGGUCGAGCCUUGUUAGAUUUAAAAAAAAACUCGACUCGCAUUCUCUAAGAUUCGUCGAUCGAUUGCAGUGCUCGUGAGACAAGAUCUGACUUUUAAAAACGUCCUCAUCGCGAGAAGCGUGGGGAACUGCGAACUUUAGAGGCCUCAUUUUAUGGAUUCUGUGAAUCGACGAAUUGGCACAAUUUAGUUAUGGUCGUGAUUGGUUCAAGAGUGAGUAAUUGGUGCAUUUGACCAUACUUCACCACGCUGGUCGGUGCGGGCUGGUGAAGGAGGGCGUCGGGGAGGGGGGGGGGGAGGUGGGAACCAAUUUAGUGAUCACUCGCCACACAUGUUCACCCUGGCUAGGAAUUGAACAAUAUCCAAUGACCACUUCACCACCCUCCCCCACGUAAAUAACAGGAGUUGAAAUGAAUACAUUGUCACCCACGUGAUUCGAUAGGUGUUGUCACGAGCCUAUUAAUCGAUCUUGAUGAAUCGAUGCGUCGUGACAGUCCCUAUGCUCUUGGUCACCUCAUUGAGGGCUGGCGGAUCAUCAAAUGUCUCCUUCAGUGGAGACGCAGCCGAGAAAACAAACAGCUGGAAUCUCUCAACCCACCGCUGUUUGCGCUGAACUACGGGUCCACGGUGGAGUGCCCUUGCCAGUAACAUCUGACAACCCAUCGGCAAGCGGCGGUAUGUUUCGCACGCCUGACUUCUGGCGCACAGCCGAGGUGUGUCGCUACGAGAUGUGAGCUACGUGUGUUUCUGAGCUGAGUAUGUUUUUUGUCUCCCAGUUUGUGUAUAUAUUUACCUCUUAACCUACGCGGUCUGGACACUGAUCAAUGUCCCAUUUUUAAACAAAGCCAACAUCCCACGGGUUUGCUCCAUGGAUCUUCGGCUGACUCCCACUGCGGUUUUUAGAGCUGAUCCCAAUGCAGGGUUUCUCAACUCCGCGGUCCGCACGUACGCAUUUACCACUCUCAUUCGUUCGAAUAUAAAUUAAGUUGGCGCCUGCUGCACCAACCCGAUGAUUGCUAAACACGUUCCAAUGUGUGUGUAUAUACCGAGUGUGUCGAUUCAAAUCGAAUAGGGAUCUUCUGUGUCUCUCUGUCGCAUACAUGAUGUACAGAGUUCCGAUUCAAAUUCGGAUAGCGAUCUCGUGUGUGUGUCUGUGUCCCACGUGGGGAAUUGUGGUGCAGCGGUUGGCACACCGUGCGAUGCGAGUUCGAUUCACAAAUGAGCCGUGGUCCUGGCCACUUUCUUCCGUGUGUUCAGGCCAUCGUAGAUGCUCGAUAACAGCACUAUCCUCAACAGUCCAUAACGGCGAUCCGGGGAGGUGUAAGGGGGGAGCGGGACCUUCAUGUAUUGUCAGACCUAGGACGUAUUUACCAAUCAUCCGGCGUGUGCAGCGUGCUGAGAAUCAAUGUGAACUUGAGCGCUAAUGCUUGGUAGAGCGUGGUUUUUGAGAAGACUGCUUGAGCGCUCUGGAACAAUGGAACCUUGGGUUAUUCCUGGCGCUUUAAACACCGCCGCUAUGGUGUAGCAGUCCGCAAACCUCGCUGUGGCAGCGCCUUCGUAAGGCGCGCGCGUGGCUCAAUGGGUGGGCGGUCGUUUCAUAGUAAUAACAAAAGCCAGCAUAGGUUGCAUGGGUCAUGGCGCGUACACGGAUAGUGUGUGUGUGUGUGUGCGCGCCACGCGUUGUGGACGAAUGCUCCUGCUCGUCCGACCCUUGCUUCUUGGAGGAAUCGUGCCCCAGUCGCCUCAUCGCCAACGCGGGGGUGCUAAUCAAAUCGCCAUACUUGGCAUGCCGAUGAUGAUGCUGAUGAUGAUGACGACCGUGAUACCGAUGAUGACCAGGGCUUAAUUCCCCACUGAAUGUUUUAAGAGCGGUUGGUGGAAGACUGUCAGCGCAGAUCUUGGCGGUCGCCUGACUACUGGGCAGCAGCUGCGGGUUCUGCCAGGGGGUGGUUGGCGAGGUGUGGGUGGUGGCAUCAACAACUUCGGCCACCGUGGCGCCUUGCUUCUGUUAAUCUAGAAUUGGUGGCACGUGACUCGUAGCCAACAGCCACAAGGCGAGAGGAAUACUGGAUGUGGGGUGUCCCGGGUGCAUACCAUCAAUCCUGUUGACUGACUCGGACAGACCCGGCUGAAAUUAAGCCCUGGUAACGACGACGAUGUGGACGACGAUGUCGAAGAUGCAUCUCACUCCGCUUGCGAACGCUGCCGUGUCCGUGCAAGAUUGUCGCGCGUCGGCUUCAGUCGCACAGACAAACCUAGCGCUCUCGCGUAGCGAUCGAUCGCCUUAAACGUUAUGCAUUCAGCUUCGUGACAAUAACAAUAUUAAUAAUGAUAAUAUGCAAACGCAAGGCUCUGUAGAACGCCGGGCGCCCGUACAUCUGCGCCGGAACUCUCGCGGGGAAUCCACGGCGCGAGUCGGCGAGUUGAUUCGUCUCGCGACGCGGCUCCAGGACGCGGCUCCAGGAGGCGGCGGCUCCACCGCGGCGGGCGCUCCGAGGGUGCCCGCCCACGUGCCGUUUGCGCCGUCUGUGCCGUCGCAUUUUUAGCGCAAGCGAGCAACGCGCCCGAGCGGCCGUAGGACGCGGCCGUGACACCGUGCCGCGGUGGUCGUCCCCAUUCUGCUGGCGUUUGGCCGCGGGGUGGAGACAGCAUCGGGGCUUGCGCGACCCCGAGGAUCGCCAUCGGGAACUGUCCCCUCGUCCGAGAGGCGAUGCGUUCAUUGGGCCGAGUGGCUGCCAUCUCUCCGGGCGAUCCGGUUUCCUCCCACUUGCACAAACACUCGUCGAUUGAUCGAUAACACUUUCAUAUAUAGAGGACCGCAGAGCUUGGAGGGGGGGGGGCGUGCAGGUAAUUUGGUGCUGGCUCCUCACCGCGUGGCUGCUGCUGCCGCCUUCUCUGCUCGUCUGUGGCUCCUGCUCGCACCUCCGAGUCGUCCUCUCUCGUCGAGAGCGAGCGGAUGCUGUGCGGCAUGACAAGUUGACAUUAUUAUGAUGAUGUUAUGGUGAUCUGUGUUGCAUCUCCAGUUCUAAGUGGAGGCUGCUUAAAAUACGCGAUUCCACAAAAACCUCAAACAGCUCUUGUAAGAUGCGCGACACGAGCCAGAAGCUUCGCUAAUGACAAACAUUUGAUGUCAAGUUCGGAUAGUCGUGCCAAUAUUGCGCCAUAUUUCCGUCGCUACGACGUCACCCACCCACGUGCUCUGAGACAUUAAUGCAGCGACGUCACAAAGACGCUGUCAUGGAAAGUCUGGCCGGCAGUAUGAAUUAUGUUCUUAGGUUUUUUCGGUAAAGUCACGAAAGCUUCAAAUCUAGUAUGAGUUAUGUGGAACUUCUUCCGCCAACCGUGCUGAUUGGAGGCGCGGUUUGAAGGGCAACACACGAGAAAGGCAGCCCACGUGUGUUGUAGCUGCGAGACAAGAGCCGUUGGUGGUUUGUUGGGUCGCUUAGCCCACGAACAGGUGUUUGUGUUGUUUCUAUCGAGAUUGGAGCGAGGGAAGUUUAACUCCGCUACCUUCCCCCUAACCCACGGUCUCUCUCCCGACCGCCACCUCGCCGUUCCCAUGCCGGUGCCGGUGAGUGCGCUCUGUGCGCAGGCGAAGUCCCGGCGCGUUUGGUGUCACGUGCCGAUCUGCUAGGCGCUUGAACGAGAGGACAUUCAGAGCCAAAGCCAGCGCCGUUUCGGUGUCACGGUGCGUUCCAUUCGUGUCCACAGAGCGCCGCGGAAUCUCCUCUGCCAGUGGCAUGCCGCUCUACGGGUUUAUAUCGAUCACACCAGCCGGGCGAAGAGCAUCCCAACCCUCCCUCGCGUGAAGGGCGUCAUUGUUGCACAACGCCUUUAAGCUCCACAUCACCGGUAGACCGGGGUAGGUGGCACGUGACGAGUACAGCGGCCAUAGGCCGCCGCGUGCGGUGUCCUGGAUGUGGUGUGCCGGAUGCAGGCAUGGCGGGUGGCGACUGAGGGAGAAGGCGGGGGGAGUGUGUGGCGGCAGGAAGUGGGAGCCCCCCAAUUAAAGUUAAUUGAGCACAAACCGCGGUGUUUGCAAGCGAACAUCGCCGCCCUGCCCCCCUGGGCUAGAGACCCCCCCCCUCCUUGAUCUCACCACGAGGCCACUCGCUGCGUCGUGCAUAUCGAAUUACUUUAGCAGCGCAACACAGAGCGAUACAUUUGGAGAUGCCCCACCGAUCAUCAUUAUCGUCGCUACAGACACGACACUCGGUUGCUAUUGAGGCAUUGUGUGCACGCACCGCAUUGUCUCCGUUUAAUUGCUCGGAGAGACGUUGCUCUGUUAUUCUCGCCACGUGUUACGGACAUUCUGUUUACUCCAGUUGCCAAUUGUUUUUGUUCGUGGUGGCUCACGGCCAAACUGUUUUACUUGGAAUAGGCGCCGUGCGUACGUGUGCGUGGCAGAUGCGUGAAUCUCCAUCCAUGUCACCACCACCACCACCACCCGUUGAGAAGAAAGUCGAGAGAGGGUCGUUCGAAAUGAGUGGGGCAUCUAUAAACGGGGAUCUCGCUUGUCCACUCGGCUCAUUUGCACCGCGGUCAGCGCUCCCGAACUCACAAUCGGAACUGCGCGAGGUCGAGACCCGAUUGCGGGGCGAGUGGACCAAAUCAUCCCUUCGGGCGACCUCGUCUCAUGGAUAUCCGGUGCCCCGUCAGGGAAACGUGGAAUUUCUACCACCGGCUCUGCAAUGGCAAUUGGUGAUGAGCGCCAACCCAUUUGCUCGCGUUGAGCAUGGGGGCGAGUCGAGCUUUGACUUUGAUGAUGUUUAUUGCUUUUUAUUAUGCAGUGUCGGUGCGAGCGUGUGCCAGGUGCGGUGGAUGUGUUCCGGAUGAAGGGAUCUUACCUGGUGCUCUCUGUCGCGUUUACAAAGGUCACGCGGGACUCGCCCACAAACCCUCGAUUCCGCUCUCGAAUCUACGUCCCGAGAGCGACCUCCGACGCGGAGAUGGAGCGAUGGAAUCGGUUCGUGCGUAAAAUGCUCGCCGGAUUGUUGUCGCCUCGCAGGGACGGGAGAGACAGCGGCGGCUUACAUAUUUAAUCAUCCAGCAGUGGAUACAUCACGGCUGCUGCUGCUGAUGAUGUUGAUACAUAAUUAUAAAUGUAAUGUGUUUAUCUAGGAAAGCUUUCCCAGUCGUAGGAUUCUUGAGUCGAGGAGCUGGUGGCGGCUACGCUGCGGCGCGUGGCUGCCUGCAGCCCAACGAUGUGGCGGCACCACGGAGGGUUGGUGAUCACGGCACAGGUGUCGCAAAACUCCCUUCCCGUGGGUGUCGGAUCGAGUGUUGCCCCCUCGCACACGUGGUUUUAUCUCCCGGUGCUCCGGUUCGCUUCCACUCGUCUAAAGACUUAAAAUAGAAACCCAAUGUGGCAGGACCGGCCUGAAAGAGUCAUACGACGCAGUGUGGCCUUCCUGGAUAAAUACAUUUCCAAAAUCCACUGCUAUAUGAAGGCCUCCCCACGCCGUGUCGUUCAUUGUGGAUUGAUUGGCGAUACUUCACCACGCUUGUCAGCGCGGGUUGGUGAAGGAAGGGUAUUGCCCAGGACUGGUUUAGAUAUCACUCGCCACUGACGUUAGCCGCGAAUUAAACUCAGGUUAUCGGGUUCAUGGCGCGGUGUUCCAGCGGGGUGGCGUAGUUUGUAAACAGCAGAGGGAUAUCUGCGUGCUCCUUGCAGACCGUACGGUUAGCGAGCACCUAUUAAGGCCGGUACGGCACAUCAGUUAACGGCGUUGGGAUAUUUGGCCGACUCCAUUUUAAUAAAUAGAGUAAAUACGCAGUCAAUCUGUCUCUUACACGUGUCCGUCUCUCCACACAAACAUAUACAAGUAAAUCUUAUGCAAAUCACCAGCCACACGGCCGUCUGGGGGUGCGUCAUUUCAGCAGCAUUGAUUCAAACGCAAGCAAAGCUCUGGGCCGGUUUCGACGCUCAGUGUCUCAUCAGCAGAUUCAGAUUCGCUUGAAUCAGUGCUGGUGAAACUGCCGAAGGUACAAGCAAGGCCCCUCUCUUUAGGAGGUGCAAACUGCCUGCUUGGCUAUGUUGUGAUGCGCAUUCCCCACAAGUGCGUUGGGGAUUAUUCUGAUCGUCUGUAAAUCGGGAGUUGUGGUUUUUAGUUUUCACGAGGGAGGAAACUGGCGUCAUCUGCAGAGAAGUCACCACGGCACACUGGGGGGGGGGGGGGGGGGGGUGAGACUCAGAGGGCAAACUCGCUUGCUGUGCUGCCAUCCAUCGGCGUGACGAGACGCUACAUCCGUUUUAACGUGGAAUAGAUUCCGCGAAUGGCGUGGCGAGGUUCGGCAUCGUCCCUGAUGUAAAGAAUGGCAUGGCCCCCCCCUCUGCCCCUUGUGACCGACGUUGCAACCUCUUCAUAACGCGGUGCCUGGGGCCCCCGCUGGUCUGCGUGGACUGCGGGGCAGGUGCACCGCCUGCACUCUCGAUGGCUACGCCACUAAUUCCACGUGAUAUUGAUUUAACAUAUCUGAAACAUAUUGUUGUUGAGAUCAAUGUAAGUGAUCGAGCUGCAUACAGGCAAGACGUUGCCGAGUAGGGGAGGUAAUGCUGUACCGCGUUCGAUGGUGUACGGGAAGGAACGCGAAUGAACUCAAACUUGAUCCAGAUCCGUUUUACUCACGAUUUUUAAUUAUUUCAUGAAAACGAAUGCAUUAAAAAACUAUUUCCUAAUUUACUCAACACCCAUCGUGAGCUUCUUCUCUCUCUCUGUCUCUCGCGCGCUUUCCGUGUCCUGCUUCCAGGGCUGUGUUUCAGCUGGAGCUGUCCGGGGCUGAACUCCGAAAAAAUGGUCAUCACAA
Molecule: messenger RNA, 17083 nt
Organism: Lethenteron reissneri (Far Eastern brook lamprey)
Lineage: Eukaryota; Metazoa; Chordata; Hyperoartia; Petromyzontiformes; Petromyzontidae
Product: UPF0606 protein KIAA1549-like
Source: RefSeq, a predicted model, not a curated record